AUGGACGCCCUCACGGUCCAGGCUUCGAGGAUGCCUGCUGUCAGCCGUCAACCCGUCGAAGGUUGGGUCGGCGAUACGGCAACACCUGCUAUCAGCGAGUCUCCUGUUUUUACGCUUCCGGCCUCCGCUGACAUUGGCAAGAAUGUCUUGCCAAACAUCGAUGAUCCCGAAGCUGUCGACCCCCAGAAAGUGUGUUCCGGCUACAGGGCAUCCAAUGUCCAUGAGACAGAGAGCGGGUUUUGGGCGGACCUCGACCUCGCCGGCCCUGCCUGCAACGUCUACGGUAACGAUGUUGAACAUCUGAGCCUCUCCAUCGAGUUUCAGGGGGCCAGCCGCGUCCAUGUCGAGAUCCAACCACGCUACAUUGGGGCCAAUAACGAGACUUGGUUUCUCCUGCCGGAGGAACUCGUCCCCCAACCGUCGACUGAGCACGGGCGUCAUGUGGAGGCGUACAAUUUGGCGGUAUCAUGGUCGAAUGACCCGUCGUUUUGGUUUUCUAUCACGCGUGUGGACACUGGAGAUGUCCUCUUUUCCACAGAGGGCAAAGCCCUUGUGUACGAGAACCAAUUCAUCGAGUUUGCUUCGUCGCUUCCCGAGAAUUACAAUCUGUACGGCCUUGGAGAGGUCAUCCAUGGAUUCCGUCUCGGAAACAACUUGACGAGGACACUCUUUGCUGCCGAUGUGGGCGACGUGAUCGAUGCCAACCUCUACGGAAGCCAUCCAAUAUACCUCGACACUAGGUACUUCGCCGUCGACGAUUCAGGGGCACUCACCUACUCCUCCGACGCGACGGACAAGUCGGUCAAGUAUGUGUCAUAUACCCAUGGCGUGUUCCUCCGCAACGCCCAUGCGCAGGAAAUCCUCCUCCGGCCGUCUGGGAUUACGUGGAGAUCGCUGGGAGGGAGCAUCGACCUGUACUUUUACAGCGGCCCCCAAGCGAGCGACGUGAUCGCUUCCUACCAACAGACAACAACCGGGCUACCUGCUAUGCAGCAGUACUGGACUUUUGGUUUUCAUCAGUGUCGCUGGGGGUAUGAAAGCUGGGCAGCCCUGCAGGACGUGGUGGAUAACUUUGCCAAGUUUGAGAUACCACUGGAGACUAUCUGGACCGACAUCGACUACAUGAGACAAUACCGCGACUUUGAGAACGACCCUGUGAGAUACAGCUAUGAUGAAGGCGCCAAAUUUCUAGACAAGCUUCACGCAAACCACCAGCAUUUUGUCCCCAUCGUAGACUCUGCCAUUUACGCCCCGAACCCGAGCAGAAAGGACGACGCCUAUGCUCCGUUCCAACGCGGACUGGAGGCCGAUGCGUUUGUCUUGAACCCAGACGGUACCAUCUACUACGGGGCUGUAUGGCCUGGUUUCACCGUAUUCCCCGACUGGGUCGGUGCUGUGCUCAACGGUAGCGGUGCGAUUGACUGGUGGAUUGACGAGCUGUCGAGGUGGUCGAAGAAGGUGUCUUUUGAUGGGAUAUGGAUUGAUAUGUCAGAGGUUGCCUCGUUCUGUGUUGGUAGCUGUGGUUCUCGAAACCUGACACUCAACCCAGCACAUCCUCCGUUUGAUCUCCCUGGAGAGCCCAACAACCCAGUUGUACGCUAUCCGGAAGGCUUCGAGCGCACCAAUGGGUCCGAAGCCGCUUUUGCGUCCUCGGCCGUCCACAAGCGGGAGGUAGCAGUCCCAACACCCACCAGUUCGACAACCUACCUCCGCACCACCGCGACUCCUGGAGCGAGGAACGUAAAUUGGCCUCCCUACGUGAUCAACAACUUCCACGGCGACUUGGCCGUACAUGCGAUCAGUCCCAACGCAACGCACCACGGCGGGUAUCUUCAAUACGACUUCCACAACCUCUUCGGGCACCAGAUCCUAAACGCCACCUACCAAGCUCUGCUCAAAGUCUUCCCCGAGAAACGCCCCUUUAUCAUCGGGCGUAGCACCUUUGCUGGGUCUGGCCGAUGGGCCGGCCACUGGGGCGGUGACAACGAAGCGCUCUGGGCACACAUGUACUUCAGCAUCCCGCAGGCGCUUUCCUUCUCCGUCUUUGGCAUCCCCAUGUUUGGCGUCGACACCUGCGGGUUCGGCGGCAACACCGACUACGAGCUAUGCGCGCGCUGGAUGCAGCUCAGCGCCUUCUUCCCCUUCUACCGCAACCACAACGUCCUCGGCGCCAUCCCACAGGAACCGUACAUCUGGAGCAGCGUCACGGCGGCCACCAAGACCGCGAUACGCAUCCGUUACACCCUGCUGCCGUACUUGUACACGCUCAUGACCCGAGCCAGCCUGACGGGCAGCACGGUCAUGCGCGCGCUGGCGUGGGAGUUCCCCAACGAGCCGUGGCUGGCGGCCGCAGACCGGCAGUUCCUGCUCGGCAGCGCGGUUCUUGUAACGCCGUGCUUGGAACAGGGCGCGGAUACUGUCGAUGGGGUGUUCCCUGGUGUGGGGGACGGUGUGGUCUGGUACGAUUGGUACACCUCCAAGAUCGCGACGGCGGGUGUGCAGCCAGGGCAGAACGUCACGAUCGGUGCGCCGCUAGGGCAUAUUCCGGUGUAUCUGCGCGGGGGCAACGUGGUGCCGGUACAGGAACCGGGAAUGACGACGAAGGAGAGCAGGGAAAAUCCGUGGGGGUUGAUUGUGGCGUUGGAUCGGGACGGGACGGCGGAGGGGGAUUUGUAUCUGGAUGACGGAGAAAGCUUGGAGCCGGCCGCGGUUAAGUGGGUGCAUUUCACGGCCACGAACACAACCAUCGUCGCAGAACCCCUAGGCGACUACGUCGACAACCACCCCCUGGGCAAUAUCACGGUCAUGGGAUUAGCCAAAGGGCCUGUGAGGAUCUGGGUGAAGAGCCAGGUGCUGGGUGUGAAGAGCUGGAAAUAUGAUGCAGGAGCGGCCGCGUUGUCACUGUUUGGGUUGGAUCGCUACUUUCCCCAGGGUGCGUGGGUAGAGAAUUGGGAGAUCAACUGGGAGUAG
Molecule: messenger RNA, 2970 nt
Organism: Dichotomopilus funicola
Lineage: Eukaryota; Fungi; Ascomycota; Sordariomycetes; Sordariales; Chaetomiaceae
Product: glycoside hydrolase
Exons: 8
Coding region: 1-2970 (989 amino acids)
Biological process (GO): carbohydrate metabolic process
Molecular function (GO): hydrolase activity, hydrolyzing O-glycosyl compounds; carbohydrate binding
Source: RefSeq, a predicted model, not a curated record